This is a messenger RNA of Ochotona princeps (American pika), 8029 nucleotides long. RefSeq names its product solute carrier family 9 member A7 (gene SLC9A7). The record is from RefSeq and is a predicted model, not a curated record. Gene Ontology annotation, molecular function: sodium:proton antiporter activity. Bases 127 to 2307 code for a protein of 726 amino acids. Gene Ontology annotation, biological process: proton transmembrane transport; sodium ion transport; regulation of pH. The transcript is spliced from 17 exons. Gene Ontology annotation, cellular component: recycling endosome; membrane. Lineage: Eukaryota; Metazoa; Chordata; Mammalia; Lagomorpha; Ochotonidae.
GCUGGCAGGAGGAGGAGCUGCGGCGGCUGUGGCCACUUGGGCAGGUCGGCGCGGCGCCGCCGUAACCCGCCGACAGCGCGGGCUGUGGGUCCCUGUGUGGAGGUAGGCGCAGGCGGCCCUGGGGCCAUGGAGCCUGGUGACGCGGCGCGCCCUGGCCCGGGGCGGGUAGUUCGGGAGGUGCCGCCGCGGCUGCUGUUGCUUCCGCUGCUGCCACUGCUGCUGGGUCGGGGGCUGCGUGCCGGGGCCUCGGCCUCCUCCUCUGGGGCGGCGGCCGAGGACAGCAGCGCCAUGGAGGAGCUCGCCACUGAGAAAGAGGCGGAGGAGAGCCACCGGCAAGACAGCGUGAGCCUGCUCACCUUCAUCCUGCUGCUCACGCUCACCAUCCUCACCAUCUGGCUCUUUAAGCACCGCCGGGUGCGCUUCCUGCACGAGACCGGGCUGGCAAUGAUCUACGGUCUUAUCGUCGGGGUGAUUUUAAGAUAUGGCACCCCUGCCACCAGUGGCCGUGACAAGUCCCUGAGCUGCACCCAGGAAGACAGGGCCUUCAGCACCUUGCUAGUGAAUAUCAGUGGGAAGUUCUUUGAAUAUACCCUGAAAGGGGAGAUCAGCCCUGGCAAGAUCAACAGUGUGGAGCAGAAUGACAUGCUGCGCAAGGUGACAUUUGAUCCAGAGGUAUUUUUCAACAUUUUGCUGCCUCCGAUUAUUUUCCAUGCUGGCUAUAGUCUAAAGAAGAGACACUUUUUCAGAAACCUUGGGUCCAUUCUGGCCUAUGCUUUCCUGGGGACUGCUGUUUCCUGCUUCAUUAUUGGAAAUCUCAUGUAUGGUGUGGUGAAACUCAUGAAGAUUGUGGGACAGCUCUCAGAUAAGUUUUACUACACGGAUUGCCUUUUUUUUGGAGCAAUUAUCUCUGCCACUGACCCAGUGACUGUGCUGGCGAUAUUUAAUGAGCUGCACGCUGAUGUGGAUCUGUAUGCUCUUCUGUUCGGGGAAAGCGUCCUGAACGAUGCCGUGGCCAUUGUGCUGUCCUCGUCCAUUGUUGCCUACCAGCCAGCGGGGCUGAACACGCACGCCUUUGAUGCUGCUGCCUUUUUUAAGUCUGUUGGCAUUUUCCUGGGUAUAUUCAGUGGCUCUUUUACUAUGGGAGCUGUGACUGGUGUUGUGACUGCCCUAAUAUCCAAGUUUACCAAGCUGCAUUGUUUCCCCUUGCUGGAGACAGCGCUUUUCUUCCUCAUGUCUUGGAGCACGUUUCUCCUGGCAGAAGCCUGCGGAUUUACAGGUGUUGUAGCUGUUCUUUUCUGUGGAAUCACUCAAGCUCAUUACACCUACAACAAUCUUUCAGUGGAAUCAAGAAGUCGAACCAAGCAGCUCUUUGAGGUGUUACACUUCCUGGCAGAGAACUUUAUCUUCUCCUACAUGGGACUGGCACUGUUCACCUUCCAGAAGCACGUUUUCAGCCCCAUUUUCAUCAUUGGCGCCUUUGUUGCCAUCUUCCUGGGCAGAGCUGCACAUAUCUACCCUCUCUCCUUCUUCCUCAACCUGGGCAGAAGGCAGAAGAUCGGCUGGAAUUUUCAACACAUGAUGAUGUUUGCAGGCCUCCGGGGCGCGAUGGCAUUUGCCUUGGCCAUCCGGGACACGGCAUCCUACGCUCGCCAGAUGAUGUUCACGACCACCCUCCUCAUCGUCUUCUUCACCGUGUGGAUCAUUGGUGGAGGCACGACACCCAUGUUGUCAUGGCUUAACAUCAGAGUUGGCGUCGAGGAGCCAUCCGAAGAGGACCAGAACGAUCACCGCUGGCAGUACUUCAGAGUUGGUGUUGACCCAGAUCAAGACCCACCACCCAACAAUGACAGCUUUCAAGUCUUGCAAGGGGAUGGCCCAGACUCUGCUGGAGGGAACCGCACAAAGCAGGAGAGCGCGUGGAUAUUCAGGCUGUGGUACAGCUUUGACCACAAUUACUUGAAGCCCAUCCUCACUCACAGUGGCCCACCUCUAACCACCACUCUUCCUGCCUGGUGUGGCUUGCUAGCUCGGUGCCUGACCAGCCCCCAGGUGUAUGAUAACCAAGAGCCACUGAGAGAGGAAGACUCUGAUUUCAUCCUGACCGAGGGUGACCUCACCUUGACCUAUGGGGACAGCACAGUGACUGCAAAUGGCUCCUCAGGGUCCCAUGCAACCUGUACGAGUCUUGAGGGACGAAGAACCAAGAGCAAUUCAGAAGAAGUGCUGGAGAGAGACCUGGGAAUGGGAGACCAGAAGGCUUCGAGCCGGGGCACUCGCCUCGUGUUUCCAAUGGGGGAUAACGCGUGACAUCUCCCCCUACUCUACCCCCAAACCCAGAAGCAAUAGGGUAGGCCCCCAGUGGGGUGAGGAUGACCGUAAGCCCUUGUGCCAUUUGAGGUGGGGGCAUGGACUGGAUAGAAAUAACGCUUCUGUCUUAUUGGGGUUUGAAGCAAUCUUAAAAUUCAUCCCAAAACACAGAUGGUAAAGCUAAAGUGUCUCUAAAUUCAGACAAAAGCAGCCCUAGUCCCACUUUUUUACCUAAUAGUGCACUGUUUCAGACUUAAACACACAAAAAUUAGCAUGCUUUAGUGUUCUCUCCAUUCAUCCGCCUGCAGCAUCAGAGCAAGGUAGAGCAGGCGUUGGGACUCCUCCCACGGAGGCCUUAUGUCCAGACGCAGCAGUGCUAAGCCAGCCAGCACCAAGAAUAGCAAGUUACAGAAGAACAGGCUAGAAGGAAGGCUGCAAAAGGAAGGAACAUGAGAUUGCAUCCUGUGGGACGAUGGGAAACUGGUGUUACAUGGGACAGAAAAUGUAAAAAGGCAAUUUGAGUGGAAACCCCAGUGAUGAAAGCUGCGUGACUACACCCUCAUCUUCACUUUUUAUGCUACUUGUGUUUCUUCUAGACAAGAGUAGAAUGUAUAUCCAUGAACUUUUCAACAUGAGGGAAAGAAAUACAGUUCUUUCUCUAGAAAUUUCCAUGAAGUUACUGAAAUCAUUCAAACCAAAGGCAAAUAGUGUUAUACUGUUGUUGUUUUAAAUAAUUUCAGGACAAGGAGGCAUUUAGAAACUGAUGAUGAUAUCAUAAGAUUCACUCAACUUUUGAGAGCUACUGUAUGAGCAGGUUGCCUGGGAAACAGUUACUAGGACCAAGAUGUCUACUGGGGGUUUAGAAAUAACUUUAAAAAAUUGUAGGUUGCUUUUAUCUGGGAAGGAGAAGGCAGCAAGCAACCUAAGAGGCAAUUCACUAGUACUUACAGGAAAAGUGAUCUUAGUGCAAAAAAAUUAAACUGAAAAGAAGAUAGGAGAUAGUUGUCCAAAAACUGAGUAGAAUCGCAAAGUCUCAGCUGAUACUUGCAUGAAAUUUCAUGAGCACCUAAGGAAUCAGGGGCAAGUCAAUGGAACUUUCAGCAUUGGUCAACCCAGUGGAAGAUUCUAUUAUCUAGAAGCUAAAGAGCCCAUGAGUGCCAAGCAGAGAGGGAUCAUUUUCUUUGGCAUCUGGGGAGACUAUUAUAUCAGCUUAAAAAGUGGGGGAUUGUUUGAAAUUUAGGUUUUUAGUUUGGAUCUUUGUGGGUGAGCUGUUCUACCUACCCACCUCUGUAGCAGGGGAAAUACUGAGAAAACUCUUGCAAAAUAUCUGAGGUUUUCUCCAUGUCUCUGUGCUUAAAUGCUAGCAUUUUUGGCAGUGCAAUUUCUACAGAAUGUUUUGAUGACAUAUGGGUAUUUUUCUUCUUAGGCCAGAUAAAAUAGUGUCCCCAAUCUAGAACUCUUGUCAUGAAAUCAGCUGUUUAACUUUCUUAACUCACAGUUUAAAUGGUCCCCUUUUAAAUAAGACAUUGCUUCAGAAGUUUUUGGUUGAACCAGUCAUUUGUGUGGAUCAAGAAAGAUAUAUUUGAUGAGGCUGAGCCAUAUGAAAUUAGAUAGUCAACCAUUUUUAAAAGCCAGGAAGGGCAAUUUCAUAUGGCUUAAUAUAAUGCAGCCAAAUAGAUUUUAUUCAUCCUUUCCUAAGUUCAUUUUGAGUUAAUGGCCGUAUGUGGGCUUUGUACACUUGAAAGCAGCUCAACAACAUACCUAACCCAUAUAGCACCAUGGUUACAAGGCAAAUGAAUGAUUGAAGAAGAUCUAAGGCCCAAAGCUGGAGAAAGAGCUUGUUUAGAGAUCCGCAGUAAAGAAAACUAUUGUCUUGGGGUGGUUGUCGGCAGCAGCUAUUAAGCUUGGCUAGAGGCUGGAAAUGGCUCUGGGUGCUCAUGCAAGAACCAGCACUAGAGUCCUUGAGUUAUCUCAGAAAUGACAGUCAUGCUGUACACACAGGUGAGGUUGUUUGCUUGCAGAGAUGGGGGAUAAACUGGUGAACUCUUUAUAAGACCUUAUUUUUUCUGUUGCUUCCUUUAGGAGGGGAGGAGUUAGCAGAAAAUUCCUGGGGAUGGUUCUUGAAAACAGCCAAUGUGAUAGGAUAUAACCUACCUUCAUUCGCCUCAACGCUUUGUGGUCCUUUGGGUUUUCUAGGGAGCGUUAGGUAGAUCAUGAGAAAUCAAGUUCUUGGGGAAGAAAAAUAACCAUGGCGUGUCCCAUCCUAGUCUUAGAUCAAUCUGUAUUUUCUCCCAAAGGGUCUUGUGGUCUUCAUUGCAAGCAUUUGACUCUCACUUAAAUAGAAGCAAAAGAUUUACCAAGACCAAAUCCAGGGUUGUAAUCAUUUAAUUGGUUCAUUUAUUCAGUGGGUAAGUCACUAUGACCUAUGGUCCUAAUUUUUGUUUACAAGAUGCAGAGAAUGACCUUGAACUUACCUGGGAUCCUAGGAAGGUAAAUCCAUUCAUGAAAAUAGUUCCACAUCUAGAAGCAGUAUGCUUAGAUAACUAGGGGACCACAAAGCCCAGACACCCAUCCAACUCAUGGCUUUCUGCUGUUAAUCCAGCAUAAAACCAGAAUGAAACUGUUGGAUAAUGAUGCAUCCAACUAAAAGCAAAGUUCUUCUAAGAGUAAGCCUCUGCCAACUUUUAUACAUACUUGUUAAUCCAAGUUGAGAGGGGUGGCAUUUCAGCAGAGCAGAGAACAUCUGAUUGGCUGUAUAGUAAGAUCACUUGACUAGUCCCCCUCUUCCUGCAAAAAUAAAGUGAGGGCCAUCCCAUCAGAGAUUUGGAUUCAGUGACAUUUUGUGGUGGGAUCUGGCAUCCAUGCUUGCUUCUGCAAUCUCAAGAGUGGAGUUGUUAGCCUAGGGUGUGCACGGGGUACCAAUGAGAACCUUAUUUAAAGGCGUGACCUAGCCAGUUAAGGUUGCUUUUUUCUUAAAUUGCUAGCCCUGUGGAACACACUGGGUUAAUAAUACAGUCAGGUUAAUAAUACAGUCUUCACAGCGGUGAGCAUUUCAUGUUAUCUUUGCAAAACCUAAGAACAUACUCCAUAAAUUGCAACUAAAAGGAUCACAUUUGAAAACCUUAGAUCCUUCAGGGGAGACAAGGGUGAUUUAUGUAUGGGUAGAAUUCCAAGACUGUCAUCUACAUUCCCAUUUGUGGGGAAGAAAAGGAGAUUUUUGUCUCAACUGAGCUGUGAUAUAAAAAAAGUUUUCUGGGAAGCUGACUUUUAAAUUUAACCUGGAAUUAAAUUAAUAGUCCCUCAUGUGAACUUUCUUUGGCUUGGCCCCAGGCCUGAACUGCAUUGGUCAGGAAGGAGGGGGAAGGCAAUGCUUACUGCUGGAAUGGAGUGUAAGAUCUUGCUCAUUUUACAGUGGUAGCAGUAGCAUAUUCUAUUUGGAAACUUCCAGGAAACCUCAAAUUUUCUCAGAGAACAAACUUUGGAGUUUAAAUGAGGCUGCCUUUCUUCCUGUCAAGCAAGUCCAGAAAAGGCAUAUGGAAUAUCUCUGGCCACCCAGGUUACUCAUUGGGGUGACUAGAUAGGUAAGCGAUUCAUAAAUCAUAGCCAAAAAUCGCACUGUGACAUCAGACAUCUCUCAUCAAGCACACAGCAGGGAGCUCUACAUUUAGGCUAUGUUCUCUAGACCCAAAAAUAUCCUGUGUGAAUUGGUUAGUGAAUCAAACCCUGUAGAAAACAUGCAAGACUUGGUCUCAGCUGUUCAUGGACAUCUCAGUCCUGGGCAAAGAAUUAAUAUUCCUUCCACACUAGAGGUUUAUUUCCAUGUUACCCCUUCACAGACUCUUUCUCUCUUUGUGUCUGCAAUGGAAAUUCAUGUGACCAUGUCAGAUAUUUAAUGUGAACUAAUAAUACUCAAAUAUAGAAACACUAGCCCUUAGAGAAGAUGCGCCCCAGGGCAAUUAAGCGACUCCACUCACCAAUGGCGAGACUCAUCCACUUACAAGCAUAGCCUGUGGCCACUGUGAGUUAUAACAGGUCUAUCAGAAGGAUAAUUCUACCAUCUGCCCUAAAUGUUAUCUGGAAUGGAAGCUGCUGGCAAGUCAGCUGGCUGACCUAAUGAGUAUCUGACUUACUCUACUUUAAAAGUGGAGUACUGACGAGUGUCACGCCUGCCUUUUGUUGUUGAAUCUGUAAGUUAGUUAGUAUAGAAACUCUGUCACAUAUGUUAGACUGUAAUCAUUAAUGGUCUCUUUAAGUGAAAUUCUGGCUCACCAAUGUCAGUUGCUGUAUUUUGUUACGCUAAGUUGAAGGAAUCUAGUGGCCAACAGUUGUAGUUAGAAACAACUCAUCUCAAUGCUGCUUUCAUCACUUGGUACUUGAAAGGAACUUUCCCCCCAUUUAAAACCUAUUGAGAAUAUAUAAAUACUAUGAAAAUCAAUACUAGUGUUUCCAACUAGGAAAAGCAAGUAGACUCUUGACAGUCCUGUCAAACAAGAAGACCUAGAAGCUAGAAGUAGGCACUUUCCCCCAAUCUUGAUUUUCAUAUUUUUUAAAUUAAUAAACAUGUCUUGUCACCCAGUGCUAGCAAAAAUUGUAAAGAACAAAACCAAAGUUUUUGAUGUUAGUUUUAUUUUCAUAAGCAGGGUAUGCUUGUACUGUGACCAUGUCCUAUAUGGAACCAUGGACAGUGAAUUUUCUGCCACUCAAGCCUUGGAGAGGUUGAAAAGUGUGUCUGCUGUAUCACCUUUUAAAAAGGUCUGAGGCAGGCAGGAGAGCACAAAGCAGAAAUCACCUCAUUCCAAUGGCCACCUUGACAAAGGCCAAUGUCAAGUUCAACUCUUGGCCAGUGGAAAAAUUGUCUGAGCCUAUAUAUGUGGAAGGAACUUGGAUAGAAAUGGACUUGUAAACUGUAUGAAGAACUCCAUAUCUGAUAUCUCAAGCACUUUUUAAAAAGUUAGAAUCCAGGUGUUGUUGGGUGACCAACUGGACAUUUGGGUGCAGACUUUUAUUGCACUUAUUCCAGUUGCAAGCUUUGGAGAAGCAGAGGAAUAAUCUUCGGUUAGAUGGGUGUUAAGUCUAUUGGUUUAGGGUGUACUGCUGAAAUCAUUCAGUGUGAAUAAGGUCGGCUCCUCCUAUGUUUAUUAUUAUUCUAACAUAAAUGUCUGGCAUUUCUUACUUGGUAAAAUUUACUAUGUCUGUGAAAAGUGAUGAAUUGGGAAGGCCAUCAAAAUUCAUUUACAAGCUGAAAUGCAAUUUUUAGAAAAUAGGAUAGAAUGGAUUUAACAUGGAAUGACUUGACCUUCUGGGGAACUUUUUAUAGACAGCUUACAUGUUGUACUUGGGGAGGGGGGAAAUUUUGUUUUCUGUUUCCACUCAACAGUAGCCAACUGGUGGUUUUAUAAAAUUAACAUUAUAGCAUGUUGUAUAAAUAAACAUGUUAUAUAAAAUGACAUUGAAGUAUGUUGUAACUGUGAAAAAUUAAAGACUUGGAAUAAUCUGCAACUUUUAUGUGCAAUAAGGAACACUGCAGUAGGCCCCCAAAGUGCUAUUUCUCCCUAGUAUUUGACUUAAUGUUUGCCUUGUGUCUGUGUUUGCAUUGCUGUUGUAGAGCUAGCCACAUGUUUUCCUGCCCUUUGCUGAUAUUUAACAUGUUUUCUUGAAGCUUGGUUUUGGUUUUUGUUCUUUUUUUAUAUAUAAAAUUCAAAAUAAAAAAGAUGGACGCUGA